Messenger RNA from Nicotiana attenuata, 1422 nucleotides. RefSeq lists its product as uncharacterized. The transcript has 3 exons. The record is from RefSeq and is a predicted model, not a curated record. NCBI's taxonomy places the organism in Eukaryota, Viridiplantae, Streptophyta, Magnoliopsida, Solanales, Solanaceae. Bases 1 to 1422 code for a protein of 473 amino acids.
AUGCCUGAGACAAGCCCUAUGUCCGAAGAACAAAAGGAGGAUAGUGAAGCAGAUUCUGAUGAUUUACCAAUUGCCAGUCUGCCUAGGCGUAGAUUAGAUGUUGAUGAAGAGCCAACUCCUACGAGACCCACAACAAGGUUGCAAAAGAAGAAGGCUCUUGAGUCUGCGCUUAAGAAUAGUCAAGCUAAGUCAAGGAGAAGAAAAUUAAUGAAACAUGACAAAGUUAUAAAUGAAAAGAUAAUGCCUGUUGUGAAUGUGGAUAAAGAAGAAGCGGAGGAACCUAGUACGUUGACUAGGAAGUUAUCACAAAAUCAUGAUCUUCUCAAGCCAAAAGGGGGAUCUUCUGUGUCUGCUAAAAGUCUGACUAAGUCUGAUGAUGCUGUUGCUACUAAGAAUGUGCUGAAAGAAUUAGGUGAAAAAUCUGUAAAGUCUGAUAAAAAGGAGAAGAGUGUUCGCAAGACUGCUAAGAGAAAGGCUGAUACUGAUAAGGAACCUGGUUCCUCAAAGACGGCCAGAGUUGGUGAUCUGGGGAGUGCUGGGAAAGAGAGAUUGAGAAGUCAAAAGGUGUUGUGGGGAUGCACAUUUGCCUCUGAUGUCUUGGAGGAGGCUCGUAUAAGACAAUUGGUUGAGAUUUAUGAGUUCCAACAAUGGAAACACUUGUUCAUAGGUGAUGCUGCUCGGGUUGAGGAUGAUCACAUUUGUGCUUUGGUGAAUGGAGUUGAUAUGGUAAUGGACUCUUCCUUGUUGGGGUCUAUUCUUAGUGUGCCUGCUGAAGGGGUGUCUAGUGUUCAGGGAGCUUGUACUCAAAACUUCAGAAACGCAAUCUUGAAGGACACAUCAGUUCAGCAGGGGGAACGGGUUCAGAAUAAGGCCCUCCUUCCUAUAUACCAACUGCUAUUUGAGAUGGUAAACAAAGUCUUGCUGCGUCGAGCUGAAAGAAGAUCUAUCACUUCUCGUGCAGACCUGUUCCUCAUGGAAGCACUGGACGACUGCACUACCAUUAAUCUGCCUAGGAUCAUGAUAGAGCACAUGAAUAAAGUGGCAGGUUUUAAAGAUGGCAAUCAUGGGCUGCCGUAUGGGUUCCUUCUUACCAAGGUCUUUGAGCACUUCAAGGUUCCUCUUGGACCGGUUAAAGUGGGCGCCAAGAAGCAAACUUUUUCAAAAGUUACUCUUGAAGAAUGUGAGUGUAUAGAGAAAUUUGGAGGGACUCAGUUAAGUCAGCUGCAAGAGGCACCUGGUUCCAGUAGCUCUCAAAGCGAAGAGGUUGCUCGUCUGACAAAGAAGAAUGCUGAGCUCAGGAAACAAGUGGAGGACCUAAAAGGGAGACUGCUCAAUGAGCAAAUGUCAGCAAAUGCUCGAACGGAUUUAGUCCUCCAAACAAUUUCCUCUGCCUCCAAACCUUCUCCUUCCAGUGCUCCUUAA